Messenger RNA from Trypanosoma theileri, 876 nucleotides. RefSeq lists its product as uncharacterized. Bases 1 to 876 code for a protein of 291 amino acids. Gene Ontology annotation, molecular function: metal ion binding. The transcript has a single exon. NCBI's taxonomy places the organism in Eukaryota, Euglenozoa, Kinetoplastea, Trypanosomatida, Trypanosomatidae. The record is from RefSeq and is a predicted model, not a curated record.
AUGACGACAACCACCAAUUCCCCAUCCUCUCGUGUGAGUACGGCGAACAGUCAUUCCUCCGGUGCUGUGAAGAUUAAUUACGUGGUGGAGCACGCGGCCCCAUCGGCGGUCUGUCUUGUGCGGAAACUGCAGACCUCACCGUAUCAACCACUAUCUGCAGAUCAACUGCAGUCCGUCACGGCACCUAAUCUUCUCUCACUGCGGCCACCACCGCAUGUGGCUCAUCAAGCCGUGAUGGAUUUUUAUUUUGCAAUGAAUGGACACUGCGGUGUGCAGUGCGCAGAUCCAUCGGCACUUGAUCUCAUCACAGUGACGACACACCCACGUAAUACAGCAGGGUCUAAUAGUAAUAGUAAUAGCAGUGGUCCUUCUAUACAUGCAGAUGGAUAUACAAGAGAUGCCACAGGAACACCUAUUUCAGGUACAAGGCCAUAUACUAAUACUAAUAACAGUAAUAUUAUUAAUAAUAAUAAUGCAGCAGAUCCCGCUGCCAAGAAGUUUUCUUCUCCGGAAGUAUCUUCGAGUCCUCCUACAAUGGAAGGUACCAUGUAUGGUCAACAACAACAACAGAAUUCAACAUCCUCUGUGUUAGGCACGCCAAUACUCCCACCAACCGCUACAUCAUCCUCAGAGGAUUAUAGACUAUCACAGAUUCGUCGUAAUGAGCGUCAUGUGAACAAUGCAAUGUAUGGAAAAGUAUGUGCCUUCUUUAAUACACGAGAAGGCUGCAGACGCGGGCCGUAUUGUAAUUUUCUUCAUGUUGGUAAAGGGGGUACAGGAGGCCCCAUUACCGGUAAUAGUAAUAGUAAUAAUAACAAUAACAGUAGCGGUAAUGUUGGUAGUAUUGGAGGGGCAGUUUUUCCACAGUUCCCAUGA